CAUUUAUCUCAAAUAAAAUUGCAAAACCUUGACCUUACUCGAUGAUUUUAUUCGUUUAAAUAAUAAAAACAAUCACACUGUGACCCCAUAAUGGCUUUUUUCCCCCUAAACACCUAAAUUUGUGUUUCAAAAAACAGGUUGGUGGCCUUCGAGUCAAAUGAUCGGCAGUAAAAAUGGCGUACUCCUUUGUGUCAAAGUGCAUUGUUUACUAAUUAUUGCGGCACUGCAAUUAUGUAAUUUAAAAAUUACGCUUAAACAAAGUGGCGUUAAAUUCUCUUUACCCUUUUUACCAUGUCGAAGAAAUUAUCAAUUACUGAUCCUUUUCAACCAAAAAUCACUCGCAAUGAUCGAUUUGCUCAAAUGUCCCAUCAAGAAAAAGUAAUUGAGCAGAAGAAGAAAGAAAUUCAAGCUAAAUUAGAAGCCAAACAAAAAAUUAACGCCGAAAAUGCACCAAAGGCUGGAUCACCAACACCGUCAAAAGAAUCAAAAAGCCCCCCUAAGAAGCCCGAGGGUAAAAACACAAGUGGUUUUAAUUUGUUUUCAAACGACGGCUCAUUUUUGGACACGUUCAAGCAAAUGAAGGAGAAGAAACUCGAUUCUAAAUUAAAAUCAUUCAAAGCGAAGGAAAGUUUCAGUGAGCAGCGUUCAAGUGGCAACAAAAACAGCAGGUGGUCCCAAAGACGUCGCUCGCCUUCUCCAAAAGAGCGCAAUUUAAAAUCUCGAAUAUCCCGCUUUUCUGACAAAACCAACACUUUCGAGCCAAAAAUAACAAUCAACACGUCAUUCAGCAGCCCCGUGUCCCAACAACACAAUUUCGACAAUCCCCAAAUGUCCAUAAGCCCCCAAAACGUGACCGGUCAGCCCCUACUGAAAAACAUGCUUCCGCCACCAGGUGUCGUCUUUCCUACCGUCACCCAACAAAGUAGCGCCUCUGUGAUUGCGGCCCCACCGCUCCUCCUCAACGUGCCGCCCCCUCAAAUAGUCCAAAAUCAAGUGAGCAGCACUCUCCUUCUGCCAAACUCCCAAGGAAAUGUUCUCGUGUCCACUCCAACUGUCAAUGUGACAAUCCCAGCAUCUGGCGUUUUGACAACUGUCACUUUACCACCGUCUUCAGUUUCCACAGCCACCGCCAUGCCGGUGCCGCCCCCAUGCGUCCCAACAGUGGAACUAGCUUCAAUCCCACCCCCAAACCCCAUCCAAGUCCAGAACAUCCCCCAGCCCGCCCCCAUCCAGGUCCAGAACAUCCCAACGCCUACUUCAAUCCAACUCAACGAAAUCCCCAACCCCAAACCACUCGAUUUACUGGCAAUCCCCACCCCCAGUGAGGACAAAUCAAUCUCAGACCCCGAUUUUAUUAAAAACGUCCCACCCCCGAACAAGUCAAUCCCACCCCCGAAUUUACCCGAAACAAAUGUCAACGUCCCACCGCCCAACACGCUGCCGCCCCCCAACAUAAUCCCCGUCAGUAUCCCACCCCCCCAAACCAUCACAACCCAGAACCUAACAGUUCAGAGUAUUGCCACUCCUUGUCAAAAUAUUCUAGUACAUACAAUCCCACCCCCGCCCCAGUUACAAACUAUACAGAAUAUCAGCACGGGAGUACCGCCCCCAAACCUCCAAAACCAAAACAAUUUCGCAUCGAUUUCGGUGGUUGUACCGUCUAGUCCUGUCACCGUCAGUAAUACGAUUCCUUCGCUUAUGGCACAACCGAUUCUACCGCCCCCAGGAAUGGGCAUGGCAACGGUUAAUGUGAAUUGUCCGCCUCCGAUGUUACCGCAGCUUCAAGCACCACCCCCGAGUUUUGUCAAUCAACCGCCCCCAAUCACCAAUCAAAUGCCGCCGAUGAAUGUGCCGCCACCGAGCACUACGAUGACUAUGAUGAAUCCGGCGCCCAUUUCGGGGCCUUAUCACGAUAUGAACGCAGUAUUUCCCCCAGGUACUCCAGAUUAUGAAGCGAUGGCGUCGCUCGGCCGCAUGGUCGCCCAAUGCGGACCUGGCAUUGAGGAGGUCGUCAAGCAACGCAAAACUCAAGACCCCAAUCUGUGGUUCCUUUUUCACAAAGAAUCGGCCGCCUAUCAGCAGUACCAACAAUUGGUCGAACAAUUCAAACGAGAAGCUGACGAAACCAAAGACACACAACACUACAAACCGGAAGAUAUUUACGAACCGGAAAUGGCUAUUGAAGACGAUAGCGACACUAGUAUGACGCAAGAGCAAAAAAAGGAACCUAAUGACCACGAAAGUGAGAAUACAACUAAACGGAAACGGAAGAGUCGCUGGGGUGAUAAAGACCCAACGAUACCUCCACCCACUGUCAUUCUGAAUAACACAGUCUUGCCAAGGCCUGGGUUAAUAACGCAAAAUCAACCGAGUGGAAACGUGAUGUUGUCACAAAUAACGCGAAACGAUCCCGGAUUGAUCCAAUACGUUGUAAAUACUUACGGUUCGACGAACUUAUCCGAAGAAGAGUGGGACAAAGCCGAGGAUCAUUACAAAAUCAAUCUGCUUUAUCAAGACAUGAUGAAAAAACGCGCAGAAUUGGAGAAACUGCAAAAGGCCGGGAAAAACAAAUACGACUAUGAUUCAGACGAGGACGUGGAAGGGGGGACUUGGGAACACAAAUUGCGAGAUAAAGAAAUGAUGGCAACGCAACUCUGGGCCCAAGAACUAACCCGUCAAGCUGAGGGUAAACACCACAUUGGCGAUUUUUUACCACCGGACGAGUUCAAUAGAUUUAUGGAAAAGAGCAACGCGAAUAAAGAAGGCCGUAUGCCGAAUUUCUCCGAUUACAAGGAAUUUAAAAUAAAAGAGGACAAUAUUGGGUUUAAAAUGUUGCAAAAGUUGGGAUGGUCGCAAGGACAAGGGCUGGGGACCAACGGAGCUGGGAUUGUUGAACCCGUUAAUAAGGCUGUUAAACGUGAGCAUAACCAAGGGUUGGGACUUGGGGAUGAUGGUGGUAAUAAGGAGGAUGAGUAUGAAGCGUAUAGGAAGAGAAUGAUGCUGGCUUAUAGGUUCAGGCCGAAUCCUUUGAAUAAUCCAAGGAGACCAUACUACUGAAUUGUGUGAAUUAAUUACGAUUGUAAAUUUGUAUAAAGUGUAAAUAGUGCAGUAUUAUGUUAUUUAUCUUUGUGUAUAUUAUGCAGUUGUAUUUAUUUUCAAUAAAUUAAUUAAAAGGAA
Molecule: messenger RNA, 3177 nt
Organism: Tribolium castaneum (red flour beetle)
Lineage: Eukaryota; Metazoa; Arthropoda; Insecta; Coleoptera; Tenebrionidae
Exons: 10
Coding region: 292-3057 (921 amino acids)
Biological process (GO): RNA processing
Cellular component (GO): nucleoplasm
Molecular function (GO): RNA binding
Source: RefSeq, a predicted model, not a curated record